Messenger RNA from Betta splendens (Siamese fighting fish), 2114 nucleotides. It is a transcript of the gene spint2, whose product is annotated as serine peptidase inhibitor, Kunitz type, 2. The transcript is spliced from 9 exons. Lineage: Eukaryota; Metazoa; Chordata; Actinopteri; Anabantiformes; Osphronemidae. The record is from RefSeq and is a predicted model, not a curated record. The coding region runs from base 108 to 1421 and encodes 437 amino acids. Gene Ontology annotation, molecular function: serine-type endopeptidase inhibitor activity.
GCGACGUCUAGAAGCCUGUAAACGCGGAAGUCAAUAGUCACGAAGCUCAGAGACCGAAUCUUAGGCUAAGUUUUCUCAGAAUCCUCUCCGACAACCAGAACCGAAUUAUGAAGAAACAUUGGUUCGGGGUAGCUGUGCUCUGUUUCGUGGUCUGUUCAGGUCUGGCACUGGAAUGUGCCUGGGACGAGUCCGUCAAUGAGAGCCAGAGUCUGGAUCCCGUCGCGCUGAACGCGUUAAGGCUUGGCGAUGCGGUACCGGGGACCCCGGAGACCUGCCGGAGCGCGUGCUGCAACAGGUCGGACUGCGACCUGGUCCUGGUCACGUUCCCACAGAACCAGAAUCCAGAGUGCGUGCUGGUGAGCUGCUGGUUCCAGAACCGGGACCAGUGCGUCCUCCAACCCAGCAACGGGAACGGUUCGCAGGACAAGGUUUACCGCAAGAAGGUGGAUCCAGGAAGACGCUCAGCUCCGGACGGCGCCGGGGAGACGCACGUCGCCCCGAUGCUUCUGGUACCGAGCAACGCGGAGACCAGAGAGACGAACCAGACCAACCAGACCAACGACAGUCUGUGCCGUCAGCCGGUGAAGGUGGGAGCGUGCCGCGCUGCGUUCCCCAGGUUUUUCUACAACACCACUGAGCAGAGAUGCCGCAGCUUCAUCUACGGCGGCUGUGAAGGAAACGGGAACAACUUCGACUCUCAGGAAGCGUGCGAGGAGACCUGCAGCGGCGUCACAGGCCCAGUUCUGGAUGACCCGGCUCCUAGUGGACAUCCAGCCAAAGCUCUGCGAAGGGCUCCAGUCUCUGCUUCAGAGCUCUGCCUCGCGGAGCCCAUCACCGGGCCCUGCAGGGCAGCGAUUCCUCGCUGGUUCUACAACUCCAAGACAGGGAACUGUGAGCAGUUCGUCUACGGAGGCUGCGGAGGAAACAAGAACAACUAUCUGAGCCAGGAGAGCUGCGUAGCUACCUGCACAGUGAGUGCGCUGCCGUCUGCUAAGGAACCCUCACCUGGCGACAAAGAGCUGUGCAAGGCCGACCCUGAAGCAGGUCACUGCAGGGCAGCGUUCCCUCGCUGGUUCUUCAACCACAGGACGGGGAACUGUGAAACCUUCAUCUACGGAGGCUGCGGAGGAAACGAGAACAACUUCAACAGCAGGGAGAGCUGCUUCGCCACCUGUACAGGCUCCUUCGACAGCCAGGGUGAAGAUCGCCGUCGGAGGAGAGCAGCCUUCUUCCUCUUCAUCGCUCUGGCAGCCGUCGCUGCUCUGCUGCUGGUGGCGCUCAUCACUGUGUCGCUGAGACGGCGCCGCCUGUCUCGACGUUCGUCUGUUGUCAGUGACAAACAGGAGCUGCUGCCGGAGGACACGCACUCGUCUCUGGAGUCUCUGAGCGCUCCCGACGGCCCCAAACCAGACGUGGCCUGAGGCGGCUCGCACCAGCUGAGGCUGUGGAUCCGGAGGUUGUUGAAGAGUUUCAUCUUUUUUAGGCGGAUGAGUGAGGUCAAAGGUCAACUUGCUCUCUUUUAAAAAACUAGACUUUACAUUCAAGGAUCAGUUCAGUUGUUUUCUUCUUCUCCUUCCAGAGACUCAGACGCUCAAAUGUUAGAGAGAGAAUCCAGAUCUCGAAUUUUUAGUUUCCUCCAGUUUAAGCUAGAAUUUUCAGCCAGUGAUUCUCUACCGUGCUUUCACAUUUAAUCCUUUUUAAAUGGCUUUAAAUAGACAUUUGAAUCCUUUGUUUACCUUUGUCACAGGAGAAUAAGGAAAACAUUUUGGAUUUCACAGUUAAAUCUGAAAUGGACAACUCAAAGAAAAAGUUAAAACCAUUCAAUCCAUUUUAAUCCCAGAUCCAUGGAGCCUAUGUUACCCAGCAUGCACCUGGCUGAGAACCACUGUCGCAAUAAUAAUAAUCUGCACUAACUCUGAAUCAUGGACUCUGGCACCAAAGUGUAAUUUAUUCAGCAUGAUUUUUGAUGAUUGAAGGGACGUUUUGACUUUAACUGGUCAUUUAACUAUUUGCUGUGAGAUAUUUUAUUAGACAUUUACAACAAUUAAAAUCACUAGUGUGGAAUUAAACAUGUUAAUGUUCUUUCCUGUCUAAUAAAGUUCAAAUAUACUUUG